AUGUUCUUCCUCGCCGUCCAGUGGCAUGCAUACAACCUAAUACGACCCAAUGACCUCCUAAAGGCUAGUGCAAUACGCCGUGUCACCACUACCUCAGCCACAGGCACAACUGCCUCAUCCAGGGUGCAUAUGAAUUUACAAAUACGUGUGAAGAGCCUUGAUUUUGACAUCCAGAGUUCCCAGCUCCACGUAUCUGGCCAGAUCGUCGUGGAAACGCCAUACACGAAAAUUGGUCAGCACCAUACCCUUGAUUUGGAGCUGCAGAGAAAUUUUACCCUGGAAAAGGAGGUAGAAGGCUCAUCUCUUCCAGGUGAUGGACCUGGAACAUCUGCCGGUGGAUGGGAUAGUGUGGCAAUUGAGAUGUUAAAAGAUGCCGUUGAUGAAGGGGGAAAGAGAAGAGCAGAAGCUGUAGCCGUGGUUAUGCAGGAAGGCCUUGCCAAUAUUUGUUUCAUUGGGCAGUUCCAAACCGUGCUCAAGCAGAAAGUUGAGCUUACCAUCCCAAGGAAGAGGCAAGGGGGUAGUGAUUAUGACAAAGCUUUAUCAAAAUUCUAUCAGCUCACCUUGGAUAAUCUUCUGCGGCUCAUUGAAUUCAACAGCGCCACAGGCUCUUCCCUUGUUACCCCAGCCUCAGGGAGUGACACAUCUGCAAAACCUAUCCUUCUCGCAUCUCCAGGGUUUACUGCAGCCGGAUUCCAAAAACAUGUGCAAUCAGUUGCCAACACGACCACGUCAUCUUUAAAGCCUCUUCUACAAAGCCUGAUUGUUGUGCAUUCGUCAUCAGGACACAUUCAUUCCCUUAAUGAAGUCCUGCAGUCCCCUGCCGUUCAAACAAGGUUAUCUAAUACAAAAUACGCCCGUGAGACAGCACUGAUGGAUACAUUUUACACCCACCUGCGGAAAGACACGAACAAGGCUACCUACGGCCCUAGCGAGGUGGAAUCGGCAGUUGAUCAGGGAGCAGUAGGAAGAGGAGGAGGUGUUUUGUUGAUUUCCAAUAGAUUAUUCAGAGCCCCAAAUGUGCGUGAGAGGCAGCGGUGGGUGUCCCUAGUAGACCGAGUACGGGACGUAGAGGGUGGAGAAGUUCGCGUUUUGAGCUCUGACCAUGAAAGCGGAAGGAGGUUAGAUGGGCUUGGGGGUGUUGCGGCGAUUCUUACAUUUCCUAUUGAAGACCAUGAUGAAGAGCACGAUGAAGAUGAUUGA
Trichophyton benhamiae CBS 112371 is the source of this 1200-nucleotide messenger RNA. RefSeq lists its product as uncharacterized. Gene Ontology annotation, cellular component: cytoplasm. Gene Ontology annotation, biological process: nonfunctional rRNA decay; nuclear-transcribed mRNA catabolic process, no-go decay; nuclear-transcribed mRNA catabolic process, non-stop decay. NCBI's taxonomy places the organism in Eukaryota, Fungi, Ascomycota, Eurotiomycetes, Onygenales, Arthrodermataceae. The transcript has 2 exons. The record is from RefSeq and is a predicted model, not a curated record. Bases 1 to 1200 code for a protein of 399 amino acids.